AUGCCCCCCAUAAGGGAUCUUUUGCCAGGUUUCGAGUUUGAAAAGAUCCUCAAUUCGGAUCCACAGACAAAGUCUAUUGUAUUGCUUGGAAAAAUUGAUGAACAAAACGCAAUCGUAUCAUUAGAGAAGUCACAUUUCCAAUUCAACGAUCUCCAACUAAAUUCACUCUUUGAAUCCGAUAAUGGUGUCAUUGGCCAGCGGAUCAGAGACAUAAACAUAAAUGACGUCUAUCAUUGGGGAAUGUGUCUUGUGGACCAAGACUUAGAAACGGCUCCUUCUGCAAAGAUCAACGUAAUUUACCCUGCAACUGAAACGCACUUGAAAAAGUACGCUGCCCAGCAGUACCACUUGAUAAAAGAAACUCCAGAAGCAUAUCAACGAAUUGUGGAGCCUUACAUUAAAACAAUGAAGGGAGAUCGUAUCCAGUGGGUUCGUAACAUCCUCUUCAACAACUACGAAGCUGAUAAAAUCCUACUUAGAGAUCCUGAUCCAAAAACUGGAUUCGUUGUAUUACCGGACAUGAAAUGGGAUGGGGAUACGUUAGACUCUCUAUACUGUGUUUGCAUAGUUAACAGGGGAGAUAUUUCUUCUGUCAGAGAUCUAAAUCAUUCCCAUGUUCCUUGGCUCAAAGAACUGAACACAUCCCUCCGACAAACAAUCUCUAAACGAUACAACAUUCCAAGAACCCAGUUGAGACUUUUUGUCCACUACCAGCCAUCAUAUUAUCACUUCCAUAUUCACAUUGUGAACAUUAGACAUCCAGGGUUGGGAGACAGUAUUGCUGCAGGGAAGGCAAUUUUACUAGAAGAUAUCAUUGAAAAUUUGGACUCAGGCGAAUCUAAAAGCUACGUUUCCAAGACUCUUCACUAUGUACUCGGAGAAAACCAUAAUUUGUGGAAUUUGGGUCUGAAGGACCAUACUGUUUGA
Messenger RNA from Komagataella phaffii GS115, 927 nucleotides. Its product is annotated as Non-essential hydrolase involved in mRNA decapping. The transcript has a single exon. The record is from RefSeq and is a predicted model, not a curated record. Gene Ontology annotation, molecular function: RNA 7-methylguanosine cap binding; hydrolase activity. Gene Ontology annotation, biological process: deadenylation-dependent decapping of nuclear-transcribed mRNA. NCBI's taxonomy places the organism in Eukaryota, Fungi, Ascomycota, Pichiomycetes, Pichiales, Pichiaceae. Gene Ontology annotation, cellular component: P-body; nucleus. Bases 1 to 927 code for a protein of 308 amino acids.